This is a messenger RNA of Xenopus laevis (African clawed frog), 886 nucleotides long. RefSeq names its product ADP ribosylation factor 5 L homeolog (gene arf5.L). The record is from RefSeq and is marked provisional. Gene Ontology annotation, molecular function: GTP binding; G protein activity; GTPase activity. Gene Ontology annotation, cellular component: Golgi membrane. NCBI's taxonomy places the organism in Eukaryota, Metazoa, Chordata, Amphibia, Anura, Pipidae.
AUCCAGUCUUAAUAACCUCAUUUCCAACAUGGGGAAUAUGUUUGCCAAUCUCUUCAAAGGCCUUUUUGGCAAGAAGGAGAUGCGUAUUCUCAUGGUGGGUCUUGAUGCCGCUGGAAAGACUACUAUUUUGUACAAACUGAAGCUGGGAGAAAUAGUAACAACAAUUCCAACUAUAGGCUUUAAUGUUGAAACAGUAGAAUACAAGAACAUCAGUUUCACAGUGUGGGAUGUUGGUGGUCAGGACAAGAUUAGACCUCUGUGGCGUCACUACUUCCAAAACACACAAGGUUUGAUCUUUGUGGUGGACAGUAAUGACCGCGAGCGAGUGAAUGAGGCCAGGGAAGAGCUUAUGAGAAUGUUAGCAGAAGAUGAACUCCGUGAUGCCGUCUUACUAGUAUUUGCUAACAAACAGGACUUGCCCAACGCCAUGAAUGCAGCAGAAAUCACAGACAAGUUAGGCCUGCAUUCCCUUCGCCAUAGGAACUGGUACAUCCAGGCUACAUGUGCUACUAGUGGAGACGGGCUUUAUGAAGGACUCGACUGGUUGUCCAAUCAGCUCCGAAACCAGAAAUGAAGCCUGUGUCCCUAUUGGUUGAUUUGUUCCCCCUCCCGUUCAUGCCUUCCUUCUACCUCCUCCCCCCCUAUGCUUUUCUCUGAUGUGGCAGUCUGUGCUACUUUACGGUAUCGAGUGCCGGAAUCAGUCCAUUUUCUCCUCCCCCCACAAUACGUAUUGCACCACGCUGUAAACGUAGCAGAGAAGAGUCUGCAAACAGUUCGGUGUCUUAUUUAAUGUAAAUAGUUUGUUUCCGAUGAGGCAGUUUUCUGGUACUCCUAUGCAAUACUACCCUCCAUUUUUUUUUUUUUUUAACUUCUCAAAAUCACCACU